AUGUUUAUAACAAAUUUACUACUAAGUGUUUUUAUUGUGGCUUUAAGUUAUAUCCUGUGGUUACGCAGAAAAUUUUAUAAAUUAAUGUUCGAACUGCCAGGUCGUUGUGGAUAUCCCCUUUUGGGCAAUGCUUUGAAAAUUAAGCAAAAAGAUGAAAUGCUAAAUACCCUAAAGAACAAGGAGUUAGAAUAUGGUGGCCUUUUUUUAUCCUGGAUUGGCCCAUUUCCCAUAGCUGUUGUGAGCGAGCCACAAAUAGCGCAAGAAAUAUUAACUUCAUCAAAUUGUGUGAAUAAAAGCUUUAUCUAUAAAGGGGUACAAGAUGCAACAGGACCAGGCUUGUUUACAAAAGAUGAUCCCGAAUGGAGUUAUCAUAGAAAACUUCUAAAUCCGGCUUUUGGGCAUAAGGUACUAUUGAAUUUUAUACCGAUUUUCAAUAAAGAAGUGGAUCACUUAACAACCGUUUUUAACGCACUAAUUAAUGUUGAUAAAGUGAAUUUAGUUCCAAUACUUCAAAACUUCACGUUGAGUAUCGCUACACGAACUUCUAAAGCGUAUCAAUACAAUGUUUGUAUACUGUUAUACUGCGGUAAUCAAACUGUUUGUGUAUGCAGAGUUGCGAAAGAUUGCAACAUAUAA
Messenger RNA from Rhagoletis zephyria (snowberry fruit fly), 636 nucleotides. Its product is annotated as probable cytochrome P450 313a4. Gene Ontology annotation, molecular function: heme binding; oxidoreductase activity, acting on paired donors, with incorporation or reduction of molecular oxygen; monooxygenase activity. The record is from RefSeq and is a predicted model, not a curated record. Lineage: Eukaryota; Metazoa; Arthropoda; Insecta; Diptera; Tephritidae.